Molecule: messenger RNA, 4442 nt
Organism: Thalassophryne amazonica
Lineage: Eukaryota; Metazoa; Chordata; Actinopteri; Batrachoidiformes; Batrachoididae
Gene: bace2
Product: beta-secretase 2
Exons: 9
Coding region: 238-1755 (505 amino acids)
Biological process (GO): membrane protein ectodomain proteolysis; amyloid-beta metabolic process
Cellular component (GO): trans-Golgi network; endosome; membrane
Molecular function (GO): aspartic-type endopeptidase activity
Source: RefSeq, a predicted model, not a curated record
CAGCAGCGAGACUUGUUGCGGCAGAAGUGGAGGCGCAGCCAAAGUUUGUUUUCUGCGUGGGUUAGACUGUUUUAUCUGAAUGCUCGGCUUGUUUUUGGCGUGGCAGUGUUUCUACCAUGGCUUUUGUUUCAGCUCACACGUUACUAGGUGGACAUUCGAGGAACAAAAAUUGAAGACAUUGCAGUCUUUUCCGUCGAGCUCUGACGUUAGUACUUGACGUUUUUGAAAGUUAAAACGAUGGCGUUUGGCAUUUCUCUCUUCGUUUGGGUGUCCACUUUUUCUUUGUUCUUCUGCCCGUCCAGUUGUCACUUUUCUAUACCGCUGAAGGUCUCCUCGGGACAGUAUAAUGUGUCGACGUCGAACCUGACUGGUCUUCAACAAGAACAGACUUCUGAUGGUAACGGCCUCUCUUUGGCCUCUGAUCCUGCCGGCAAAGUUAACUUUUUAGACAUGGUCAGUAACCUGCAAGGUGAUCCUGGACGAGGCUACCACAUAGAAAUGUUAAUUGGCACUCCCGGUCAAAAGCUGAACAUCCUGGUGGACACGGGCAGCAGUAACUUUGCCGUGGCUGCAGCUCGUCAGCCGUACAUUUCUCACUACUUCAACACAGCACUCUCCAGUACGUUUGUGCCAUCUGGCCAAAGUGUGAGUGUCAAAUAUACUCAGGGCAACUGGGAAGGUCAACUGUGCGUAGACCGCAUCUCCAUCCCCAAAGGUCCUAAUGGGACCAUCACCGUCAACAUCGCUGCCAUCCUAUCAUCUGAAGGCUUCUUCCUUCCUGCAGCCAACUGGCAGGGAAUCCUGGGAUUGGCCUACCCCUCACUGUCACGGCCCGACUCGUCUGUGGAGCCGUUUUUCAACUCUGCUGUCCAGCAGAUGGGAAUUCCAGACAUCUUUUCCCUCCAGAUGUGUGGGCAGUCACCCAGCAGCAUCGAAGACUCUGCUGGUGGUAGUUUGAUUCUGGGAGGGACUGAACCAACGCUGUACCGGGGGUCAGUGUGGUACACACCAAUAAUAAUGGAGUGGUAUUAUCAAGUGGAAGUUUUGAAGCUGGAAGUUGGUGGCCAGAAUCUGAAUCUGGACUGCCGAGAGUACAAUGUGGACAAAGUUUUGGUUGACAGCGGAACAACGCUGCUACGACUACCCGUCAACGUCUUCAAUGCAGUUGUGGAAGCCAUCACUCGCAGCUCUUUGAUCCAAGAUUUUUCUUCUGGGUUUUGGGACGGCACAAAGCUUGCGUGCUGGAAGAAAGGGGAGAACCCCUGGAUGUUUUUUCCCAAGCUCUCCAUCUAUCUGAGGGCUACAAACAUCAGCCAGUCCUUCCGUAUCACCAUCCUUCCUCAGCUGUACAUCCAGCCUGUUGCAGACGUGGAAGGCAUUCUCGACUGCUUCCGUUUCGGAGUGUCAUCCUCGGCUAACGGACUGGUGAUCGGUGCGACAUUCAUGGAAGGCUUCUAUGUGGUGUUCGACCGCUCCCAGAGGAAACUCGGUUUCGCCCUCAGUAACUGCGCAGUGAGGGAUGGCGUGGCGCUGUCAGAGAUUGCAGGACCCUUCCCAGUUGAAGAUACGGAAGAUGACUGUUCCAGCAGGAUGGCCAAGCAACCCGUUUUGUGGAUCAUCUCAUAUGCUUUGAUGUCAGUCUGCGCUUUGGUCCUCAUCAUCCUGCUGCUGCUGCUGGUUGUGCCUUGCCGACGCAGAAACAGGUUUGAGGAGAUGUCAGACGAGUCCUCUCUAGUCCGUAACCGCAUCAAGUGACUGAGAGGAGACUCAUGGGGCAAAGGGUUUGAGCACAGAAGCCAUUAACAGCUGGAGAGGGGGAUCAGGCUCGGCUUAACAUGUCUGUCAGACUCCAGACCGCACCCAUCAGCUCAGCCCGUGAAGGGAAAAACAAAGUACCCCCAAUAAUUGUCUUAUUGAUUUGCUAUGCAAAUAUGAUUUGAGAUUUGAAGGUUUGGGGUUUUUAUUGUUAUCUUGGAGUGGAGUAGUGCAGAUAUUCCUUUUCCUCACUCCACCCACAUACAGUUAGCUCUGUCAUGUAUUCAGCCUUUCAGUUGCUGGGAAACACCACACUUUGCUAAUUGUACAUGUGCAGAGAUGGAAAAUCCUUUUUUUUUUUUGUUUUUUCCCAGUGCUACUUUGUCCUCAGAGGGGACAAAGGAGCACCAAACAGUCAUGAUUUUCCAUCAUUAUAUAAUGUCAAUGGGUCACUGGACUCAAAAUGUGUAGAAGUCAAGUCUGGGAACAUGCGCCGUGCCGUGCUUCACCGCAUCCACGGUACCGUAGAAUUACCUUGGGUCCUGGAUAGCAACCACACAGGCAAACAAUUAAUCCAUCCCCACCUCUCUAAAAUAAACAUGAAGCGUGGGCACCCCCUUGUCCUUCUCCAGUGACUAGAGUCCUCAAUACUCAGCCACUUGUGUGCUGGAUCAUGCCCAUUGAAAAAAGCCACAUGGCCAAAAUGUUGAAGCUGACACUCCCUCAUGCUGUAAAUGAUACUCCUUGUUUUAGUUUGCCUACAAGUCAUCGCUCAUUUGUCUCCUUGGAGGAUCCUUUGAUACCACUGGAAUGACUUUGCAUCAAAAUACCAAUGACAUCCACUCAUUACUGUAGUUUCUAUGUCUCACAACCAUAGAGUAAGACAAGUAGUACCAGGACCCUAAAGACUUGGACCUUCGUUGUCCUGUAAAGCUAUCAGCAUGUCACACCCCUCUGUCCAGCAACCUCAUGAUUGUAUAAGCUCUUCCAAGGCGUCUUUAUCUCAAAGGUAGAGGACCCAGACAUGUGAAUGUCGCUGCUGAGACAAGUGAAUGUCCUGGAUGAAGCCUGGACAAUCACAAACCCAAACACUCCAAUGUUUAGAAGGUACUGCUGAAAUAACAGGUGGUGACUGAGAACUGCUGAACAGUUCUGUUUUUGUUGCUGCUGGCAGUGAAGUGAAAUGUGUAAAGCCACUCCUGUUGAUGCAUUUUCCUCAACGCACUUCACAAUAAAUUUAUUUUUAACUGUAAAUGCAGGAGGACCCAUGCAGAAUAGUUUUACCGUCUGUGUUGGUGCAUCAUUACGCCAGCAUUUCUCGAUUACGGGCAACAUUAGCCAACAUUUCCAAAAUGAUAUAAACAUAAUCUUGUUUUUUGACGUAGAUUACAAACAUUGAGUGCAAAAUAAUCCCCCCCACACACACACGUGACAACAGUAACUGACAUUAUUGCCAGUGAAAUCCUGGAGCUGAAGUGAACAGGUUUUCUGCAUUUAGAAGUGGUCUGGAUAACAUCUUAAUCUAGGACCUAGCUGAAACAUGUAUGCACAUCAUUUAGGAGAGGAUAAUACAACUGUUCUAGAAUAAUAUGACACAAUGAACAAUUUGGGAUAUGUGCCAUAAUCUCUAUUCGGGAUGAACAGCCCAAAAAUGACCACGCCUUUUUUCAUCCAGAGUGUUACUUCAAAUACAACUGUGUUUUCUAAACCGCAGCAGCAGUAGAUUUUCCAGAGUAUUCAAAAUCUUCAGAAUGACCACGACAUGUUUAGAAGGGUCAUAGAAGAGUGACUUUCUAAUUUUUAUAUUCUAAGAGAAAACCACUAGAAAACAUUGGUCAAAUGACCUCCAUACAGUCCAGAAUCGACACAUUUAGUAACACACUUUCUGGGCUAUUGGCUUUUGGGGAAAUUUCCAUGAUAAUCUUUAAAACAUUUAAGAUCUCUAGAUACUGCUGUCCACUUUGUUUUCACUUUAAAUCAAUAUUCCAUCGAUAACAGUAAGACUGAAAAUAAAAUUUAAUUGUAUUUGGCAGUUGUAUAGUAAUGAGUUGACCCACUGAUUUCAGCUAUUUUCUCUUAAAAUAUCAAAAUUGGAAAUUUUACACUUUUCUAUGACCCUCCCAAACAUGUAUUCAUCAUUCUGGACAUUUUGAAUACCUUGGAAAAUCUAUAGCUGCUGCAGUUUACUAAAUACACCAUACAGCUGUAUUUGAAGUAACACUGGGGACUAAAAAGGGUGUGGUCAUUUUCAGGCUGUUCAUCCCCGAUAGACAUUUUGGCACAUAUCCCAAGUUGAUCAUUGGGGUCAUAUUAGUCUAGAACAGUUGGGUUAUCUUCUCCUAAAUGAUGUGCACACAUCUCAGCUAGGUCCUCUGCUAUCUGUAACGGACUUGUUUGUGCAGGAUAGCAAAAGAGAAGUUCACUUCAGAAUUGUUAGUCAUCAAGACUCCAGGUGCCACUUGUUGCACUUGUGCUUUGGGGUUUGCAUUUUCUAUAUAUAGCCUUCUUAAACUAUGUUUUUGAUUGGUGAAAAGAGAGAACAUUAUUUGGAAACUUGAUACAGACUUGAAACAUUUGACAGUGAUCUUGUACAGGGACAUGGUCACUUGUGUAAUCAAUGUUUAAAAGGGCUUAUCUGAGCAUUUGUACAGUUACAGAUGCUUAUGUUAAGAUCAUAUAUGGUUUGU